Molecule: messenger RNA, 3724 nt
Organism: Chrysoperla carnea
Lineage: Eukaryota; Metazoa; Arthropoda; Insecta; Neuroptera; Chrysopidae
Exons: 3
Coding region: 327-3125 (932 amino acids)
Source: RefSeq, a predicted model, not a curated record
GUUUUACACGAAUAUAUUAUGGGAAAACUUUGAUAUUAAUUUGUGAAUGAAAAUUUUUUUCUGGAGUGAAUUGGUGAAAAUUAUUUUGAGAGUGAUUAUUUUUGUACCAGGAUUUAUUAACGAGGAAGUUUUUUACUUUGUGUCGCCUUCAGGAUGACAACGAAUUAAGCAAGCCAUAACAGAAAACAUCUCAAACAAUUACUGCCAACAUUUCAAAAAAGUGUGUUCAAAAAAAAUGUGAUAUAAAGUUUUUUGAAUAUUCCCUAAGUGUUCUUCUUAAAAAUAUGUGAUAAACUAAACGCUCAAAAAAAUAUAAUCAAAUCAAAAUGGCACUACGAUUACGUAAAGAUAUAAAAAAAUCCUCAUAUUAUGUAUGGUUUUUAGGCGCAAAAGAAUCACAAGGAUUACGAGGUGAUGAAUAUAUUUUACCAGUUGUACGACACUUAAUUGAACGGGAACGUGAUAUUGAACCGUUUAAGGUCACUUUACAAGUCUCACAUAAAGGUUUAAAAAUCAUACAAAAUAUUAUAACAACAAAUACGAAACAUUCGAAACCGAAAAAUGAGACAAUUAAACAUUUUAUACCGCAUAAUACGAUAACGUGCGUUUUGCAGCAUGAAGAUAUUGUGGCCUGUAUUCUUUUAUUAUUUAAUCCAGUGACAAAAUGUCCGUUACAUGUUCACGCAUAUCGUUGCGACAGUUUAGAAACGGCUACCUUGUUAAAGAGCCAAUUACAAAUCCUAAUCGAACGACCAGAGAAUCAAAAGAAAUUUACGGAAUUAGAACAACGAUUAAAAUUGAAGAGUAAUCCACAAACUAAAGUACUUAAAGCGAAAAAAUUCGACAGUAGUUUAGGAAGCAGUGAUACAGGCACAACGACAUCAUCUGCUCGAGAAUCAGAAUCUAGCGAUGAACAACACCGUUUUAAUCAUGAAACACGUAUUGCCAAUUUAUAUGAUUCCUUAGCGGCAGAAUUACGUCAAAAAUUAGGUAAAAAUGAUCCAAUUUUAUUACCGCCACGUGAUUAUGAUACAGUGCAUAGACAAAAGGGAAAUUUAACUGGUAUUGAGUUACGGCGUAGUUUAAAUUCGAAUAUUGUUGGAUUAAAUAUGAAAAAUCAACAAACAAAUGGUGCUAUUAUUGAAAGUGGUGUGGCAAAUGGUGCAAGUGGUGGGGGGCGACGUGGUGGUUUAGAAAGUAGUGGGGGUUCAUCUGGUAUUGGGUCGGAUCAUGCACCAUCUCCGGAUGGUAAAGAGGAUGUUUCUAUUACACAUGAAAGUGGUGUGAAUCGAUUUUCAAAUCCGGUGGAUAAUCAAAGUAGCAGUGAUGAAGAUUGGAACGCUGAACCAAUGGAAUCCACAUUAUAUCUAAUGCAUGGUACUGCAGCACCAAGUGAACCCUUAGCAAGAAUGCGUAACGAACAUAUUGAACAUGAUUCACAUCGAAAAUUACAACGGGAGGUACCUAAAGCUGCCACCCGUUAUGCACCAGUUGAAUAUAACGAUAAACGACCAUCGAAAUAUAUUGAAAACGAACCCAUCCGAUAUCAGGAACAAAACAAAACGAAAUACCAACAAAAACCAAACGCAUCACCCAAACAAAAAUAUUUUGGGGAAAUGAAUUAUUCAAGGCAUGAACAACCUUCACCUUUACCCGAUAAUAGCUACAAAACAUUGGGUAAAUCUGAUAAAAAUGGUUCAAAAUAUAUUGAAUCCAGUCCAAAAAUUAACGAUCGAUAUCAUUCAUCUGGUCAAAAAUCAAAACACCCCGAAGAAGAUCAUAGAUAUAUUAGCGAUAGAUAUUACGACUCAAAGAAAAUUGAGGAAUAUGUUGAAGAUCCUUCGGCUCGUUAUUAUGAUGAUUCAUCACCAAUUGCUUCAAGACGUCGUGCUGAAAGUCGUCAGCGGUCACCAUCUCCAAAAGAGAAAGAUAUAAUCGAUAAUCAAGUCAGUCCAAAAGAUCGAUUUAAAGAUGCGAAAGAGAAAUUCUUGUCGUUAGAAAAACAACGUUUAGAAGAACAAGAACGUUUAGCAGCGUUACGUCGUGCCACUCAACAAGAAAAACCAAUAUCACCCAUAAAUAACGCUCGAGUAACCGCAUACAGUUCUAGAAAUUGGACGGUAGACGACGAAGAACAUGAUUAUUUCGAAAACGAUAAUAAACGAGAUUCAAAAAGUUACAGUAAACGACAUGAAACCGAGAAACAAAAAUAUGAUAAGGAAGUGCAAAGUCGAUAUUCCGAUGGAAACGAUAAUCGAUAUUAUCAAGUUGACGAACGAUAUGCUGACGAUAAUCGUUACGAUUACAAGGAUAACGAUAAAAUAAAAUAUUUCAAUCGAUAUAACGAACAAACAUCUGAUUUACGAUACAAACAACAGAUGGAUAAUCGAUAUGUAGCAGACAAUCGUUAUAAUAGACGUCAACCAGUAUCAAAUCAUCCAAAACCUGCACCAAGAAAUAGUUUACCUCCACAGCAAACGGAAUCCUAUGAAUUUGAAAACCACGUUCCAUUGGAACGAUAUCGGAACGUGGAUCAUCAUGUAGAUCCUAAACGUAGGUCCAUGUAUAAUUUAAUCGAAGAUGAACAUAAACGGACGUCUAACGAAAUUGCGAAGGAAUUAAAACGUCGUUCAUAUUUAGAAAAUUCUGAACGAUAUUUUAACGAGCCCGCUGAUCAUCGAUAUUAUAGCCGCGAGAAACCAUCGAAUGGAUAUGGUGAAAUAAGCGAACAUGAACGGUAUCCAGGUUUGGAUCGGGAUGAUUAUCGAUUGUCAAAAUCAUCGUUAGAUUUAGAUAAAAUGGGGCGUAAAUCAAAUCAAUCCAAUGGUGUGCCGCAACAACGAUCAAUGAUGACAAAAAGUACACUAGAGUUAGAUCGAACCGAAGGUUAUGAUCCAAAAUAUAUGAAAAAUCAACAAAUUAUUUCAAAUCAACAACAGCAACCAAAAAUGCCAACAAAAUCACCAAUACCAAAUGCUGUUGGUUAUCGUCAUAGUUAUGCUGAACCUAAAUUACGUAUUGAGCGUAUGGGUGGUAAGAAAUUGUUUCCUGAUAUGUUACAUCGUACAAAUAGUACUGUUUCAAAUUCAGGACGUGUUGGAAUUGCUAGUAUACAUCCUUAUUAAAUUUAUUGAGGACAGAAAUAAUCCCGAGUAUCUGUGCGAAUCGAUUCAGGUCGCUAGUAAUGAAAAGAACGAACGAUAUUUCCAUAAAUUGUAUGUAAUUUUUAUUGGUAUUGCCUAUAAAUGUAUAAUUUUAUGGUUAAGAAAAUUUUGAAAAGUGAAAUGUAACCGAAAUUGUAAAGCCUGUUUUAUAAAAGACAUUAUAGAAGUAUGGUUUAUAAGCGACGAGAUUUUUUUAAGAUGCCCACUUGUAGAAAAAAAAAACUUUCUUACUUUAAUUAACUUUUUACUGAUUUUGGACUUGAAGAUAUACCGCAAAAAACAUUUCCUCUUGUUUUUCUCAGAACAUUACUAAAUUCAGUUUCCAAUUUUUAACUUAUUUUUAUCUGUUCCAAAAAUUAAAUAAUUGUCUUUCCCAAAUUCAAUGUCAUUGCAUAUCAAAAGAUACUCAAGUUGCAGAAACGUAAACUUUCAAAAUUCCGAAGAGGAUAAGUACUUAAAUGGAUUGUAGCAAUCAAGUUACCUAGAAUUGGCAAUGCAUAGAGUCACAAUAGUAAGGUGAACUAUUCGCUGAAAUCCUAUAUUGAUUGUAAUUUUGUAAG